AUGGUUGUCAUGGGAUUGUCAUGGGAGGGAGUGAGCCGCCGGGGCGUGCAAGACAGGGAUCUUAAGAGCCAGCUCCAAGGCCGGACACCAGAUAGCCUCGAAGCAACCUCGGCAGGGAUCAGGGCAUCAAUGAUCAAGGGAGCGAGCGACGUGGCCGCGGCAGGAGUCAGUCACGUCGAAGCUCCUGAGCAAUCUCGGGAUCCCGAGCCCAGACCCGGCCUGGGCGUGCCAUCGAUCUGGAACUGCCGUUGA
Messenger RNA from Gaeumannomyces tritici R3-111a-1, 252 nucleotides. RefSeq lists its product as hypothetical. Lineage: Eukaryota; Fungi; Ascomycota; Sordariomycetes; Magnaporthales; Magnaporthaceae. The record is from RefSeq and is a predicted model, not a curated record. The transcript has a single exon. Bases 1 to 252 code for a protein of 83 amino acids.